This is a messenger RNA of Rotaria sordida, 3441 nucleotides long. NCBI's taxonomy places the organism in Eukaryota, Metazoa, Rotifera, Eurotatoria, Philodinida, Philodinidae. The record is from the annotation of a GenBank genome assembly.
CAUUCAGACAAAAUUUUACUUUCAUUUAGACCUUCAAAACAAAAAAAUAUUUGUCAUAUCUUGAACGGGGUGGGAGUUAUUUCUAUUUUCCUGCCUGGAACCCAUGUUUUGAGAAAAGCGUUGGAUUUUCUUAGAAAUCCUGAUACAGUCCUGAAUAAAAGUACCUGCCAUUCUGAACUGGUAUCACUUCUUAUUAUAUUGGGUUGAUAUUUUGACUGCAGACUAGUCUCAGUGAGCCCUGAUCGCAAGCACCUUGCUGCCCUCAAUUGGUUGACAAAUACUGGAAUUACUAAUUCAACACUAUCAUCACAUUGUGAAAGUCAUAUUGUGGUCAUUUUUUGGCAUUGGUGUUCGCGUAACCCCCAAUCCAUAAGUCCAAUGAUGCAACUAUCUACAGUAAAAAUUUGGUUAAACAGUAUCUUGAAAUAAUGAAGAUCUGAAAUUUGAAUUGAAAAUUUCCAUCAAAUAGUAGACCAUAGUUUCCAGUCUGAUAUUUAUAACUCGAGCUGGACUCGACCAAUUCAGUUGAAAAUUUUAAAAAUAAGUUUUCAUAAGUAUACACGUCUGUGAUAAAAUUUUCAGAGCUGUAUCUCAAUGUAGAGUUGAAAUAGAGAUGCGACGAGCUUUGAACCAAGCAACUAGAUAUAUUGGGCUACAGUUAGCACCAAAAUAAUUACGAAUAAAUUAUCGGAGGACGAAGCAGCGAACGAAAAUUUUUUAAGAUCGCAUUUCUCUUCGAUUUCUUCAAAAACCACCAGUAGUGCAUUCGUGUACGUGGAACUCUCGCAUACUAGUGAAUUUACGCUCGUCUUUUAGGAAAUGCUCUUUUUUGGUCAGAACGAUCGAGAGAACGUGCACACGAGCCUAAUUCUAUGAAGCAGAAAUGUUAUGACGUCAGCAAAAUGAUUUUGGAGUGAAACUCUUAGUAAUAAAGAAGUACCUCGUGCAUAUAUGCACCGUAAGUUGUUUGUUGAAGAAGUCGAAGAGAAGUGCGAUCUUAAAAAAUUUUCGUUCGCUGCUUCGUCCUCCGAUAAUUUAUUCGUAUCUAUCUUGGUGCUAGUUGCAGCCCAGUUUACCUAGUUGCUUGGUUCAAAGCUCGUCGCAUCUCUAUCUCAACUCUACAUUGAGAUACAGCUCUGAAAUUUUAUCACAGACUUGAAUGUUUAUGAGAACUUAUUUUUAAAAUUUUCAACUGAAUUGGUCGAGUCCAGCUCGAGUUAUGGACGUCAGACUGGAAACUGUGGUCUACUAUUUGAUGGAAAUUUUCAAUUCAAAUUUCAGAUCUUCAUUAUUUCAAGGUACUGUUUAAUCAAAUUUAUACUGUAGAUAGCCGCAUCAUUGGACUUACGAAUUGGGGAUUACGCGAACACUAAUGUCAAAAAAUGACUAAGAUAUGACUUUCACAAUGUGAUGACAAUGUUGAACUAGUAAUUUCAGCGUUGGUCAACCAAUUGAGGGCAGCAAGGUGCUUGCGAUCAAGGUUCAUUGAAACUAGUCUGCAGCUAAAAUAUCAACUCAAUAUAAUAAGAAGUGAUACCAGUUCAGAAUGGCAGGUACUUUUGUCCAAGAUUGUAGCUAGUAUGGAGUAAGUCUUCUUCAACUAAGUCUGUGAAAAUCUAGUCAUUUUGCGAAAAGCUAUAUAUAUUUUGAAAGAGAAAACUUCGGCGCAUCUUCUUUUGAUAAAAACUCACCUUUGAUAUUUUUUCGAAAAAUUGGAUAUUUUAAGGGGGAACUAUUAACAACCACCAAAGAAUUCAAAUCGAAGUCGAAACGUGACCAAGAGAAACUUGACAACAACUCAUCGUUUCAUUCGCACAUGCAUACAUGAAAAAUAUGCACAGUUCUUUCAUCGAAUUCUUUUGACAAGAUUAUAGCAGCAGACUUUUUCAACGCGAAAGUUAGUAGUAGAACUACGAAAGAUACAUAUAUCUACAAAAAACUCAAGCUCUUGAACUUUUAUUUUUGAGAACAAGUGAAUUUGAAUGGAAACAUAUUCUUAUUUGUGUUAUUGACACAAUACUAGCUGUAUAUAGAUUCAUCUUGAACAAGUGGUUGUACUUUUAAACAGAAACAAAUAUCUGUCCUAAAACUCUGUUGGACACAGCGAAUGUGCCGAAUAGAAUGAGAGAAUAAAACUCGUUUGAAGUCUUUGUUCCAUUAGGUUUUGGUAAUCAAACAACGAUUACUUUUGAAACAGUUCUUGUUCGUAGAAUAAUUACAUGAAGAAUUUCAUUUUGAUCGAUUGAGAAGACUUGUGUUUAUUAUACAGGUAUUGAUACAGUGGAACUUGGUGGUGAUUUAGAAAUUGCUUUAAAAACAACAUCCGCUGGAAUUGAACUACAACGAAAUCCAUCUAUAUUUAAAAUGGGCGUAUUCAAACGUUUAUUUAGUCCAUUAAUAGAAGAAUGGUUCAAUGGGAUCAGAUUUGGUGUGAAAGAUGCUGAUUUGAUUGUUCUAUCGAUUGGAUCUCUUUUCGUUGGACUGAGUUGCAUUGAAAAAUGUCCGAACAUAAAAGCAAUCGGAAUCUACACCUUUCCUCUAAUACCGACAGCUGAAUUUUCUCCACCUGGUAUCGGCGAAAAAAGCGUAAGUUUGCUUAAUUGUAUCAAUUCACUGAAAUGGAAAGUAUCUGAAUAUAUUAACAUUUCCUGUUACCGUGAAAAACUCAAUGAACUUCGUAGCAGUAUCAAUUUACCACCACUUACAUUCAAUUAUUAUCAGAUGAUUCAAGCCACCAUGAAGAAGCCAAUGACAACUGCAACAAUCUAUUCCAAACAUUUAAUUGCACGUCCGACCGAUUGGCAAGAAAAUGAUCAUAUAGUCGGUCCAAUUCUCGACGAGGAUCAACAUAAUUUCGAACCAUCACCUACUCUUCUCGACUUUUUCAAUAAAUGGAAAAGCGAAAAGAUCAUCUUUGUUGGUCUUGGAUCAAUGAUGGGUGCAAUGCUCGGAAAUAAUGAACAAAUACAAUUUCUAAAUAAUAUUCAAGCGGCUCUUAAAAACAAUAAUUGUAAAGCAGUUAUAUCACUUGUUGGUUAUCAACAAACCGACAUCAAUAACUUAUCCAAUACUGAUAAUAUAUUCUAUUUAAAACAAAUUAUACCCCAUAGUUGGUUAUUUUUGAAUGUGUCGGCAGUGAUUCAUCAUGGAGGUGCCGGCACUACGCAUGCAAGUCUACGAUAUGGCUUACCCACAUUAAUAUUAUCUUUUGUAGUUGAUCAACCAUUUAAUGGCGAUCGAAUAUUUAUCAACAAAUUAGGACCAAGACAUAUUCCAAUGGCUAAGACCAAUGUGAAAAAUUUGACCAAUGCUAUUCAUGAUCUUAUCAAUCGUAACUACAGCAUGUAUCAAAUGAAUGCGAAAAAAAUAAGUGAAUUGAUUAAGAAUGAAGAUGGAAUUGGUCAAUGUGUUCGACUCAUUGAAGCAGAACUGGCAAAAUGA